Molecule: messenger RNA, 519 nt
Organism: Symbiodinium necroappetens
Lineage: Eukaryota; Dinophyceae; Suessiales; Symbiodiniaceae
Source: the annotation of a GenBank genome assembly
AUGGUGGCUGAAGCAAAACAGGUUGGAGAACAACGUUAUCGGGAAUCUUUUGGACGCUAUCUGGAAGACUUCAGGGUGGGUGACGUUUAUGAACACCGACCCGGACGCACGCUCUCCGAAACUGAUAAUACCUGGUUCACAUUGCUGACUAUGAAUCAGCACCCCCUGCAUUUCGACCGCGAGUACGCAGCAAAAAGCGAGUUUGGCCAAGUGCUGGUGAACUCCUGUUUGACGCUAUCGAUCAUAACGGGCAUGUCAGUUUCUGAUAUCUCGCAGAAGACCAUCGCGAACCUGGGUUGGGAUAACGUGCGGCUUUCGGGGCCGGUAUUCAUAGGUGAUACCCUUUACGCGGAGUCAGAGGUUACCGAGAUACGUGCUUCUGCGUCUCGACCAAAUCAGGGCAUUGUGCGUGUGAAAACCACUGGCUUUAAGCAGGAGAGGGUGGAGGUGAUCAGCUUCGAUAGAGCGAUGCUUAUUCCGCAACGCGGCUAUGCGGUAGACGACCAGAUAGAUUAUUAG